Polychytrium aggregatum is the source of this 1341-nucleotide messenger RNA. RefSeq lists its product as uncharacterized. NCBI's taxonomy places the organism in Eukaryota, Fungi, Chytridiomycota, Chytridiomycetes, Polychytriales. The transcript is spliced from 9 exons. The coding region runs from base 97 to 1023 and encodes 308 amino acids. The record is from RefSeq and is a predicted model, not a curated record.
GGCCCCCGUCCAAAUCACCCUCUUCGCUCCCCAGCCGUUCCUCCCUCGCUCUGCGACUGCAUCGCAUCUACACCUGCACCAAGCAAAGCAUUCACCAUGUCGAUGGAACAGUUGGAUGGCAGCGUCGUCCACUUGGAAUGGAAGAAUGUCGCAAUCGCUUCGACCUUGCUAUUCGUCAACGGCCUCAUCUCGCUUUGGUUCGGCCUGGGUCUCGAGCGCACCCUGUUGGUCUCGGCGCUGCGAUGCAUCGUGCAACUGACCAUUAUGGGAUACGUACUGGAGCCCAUCUUUUCAAACGAUGGCCCGCUAUUUGUCUUCCCGUUCGCAUUCCUGCUCAUGUUCGUUUCGGCCAUUGAGAUUGUCUACAACAAGAGCAAGUUCCGCCAUGACUGGAUGUUCGGCUCGGUGCUGUUCUCGAUGGUGCUCAGCACAGGCAUGGUCAACUACAUUGGAAACGCAUAUGCCAUCGGUGCUGCACCUUGGUUCGGCGCGCGUGAGUUCAUCCCCACCCUCGGAAUGCUGCUCGGAAACUCAAUGGCUGGUGUCGCCGUCGGCUUGAACAGCACCAUGUCGCAGCUCACGGAUAAGAAGGAGCGAAUCGAAAUGUACCUUGCCUUUGGUGCCACGACAUGGGAAGCGGCGCGCCCCGUCGCCAUCGAAGCCAUCAAGCUGGCGCUGCUGCCGACCCUCAAUGCAAUGAGCGUCAUGGGACUGAUCUCGAUCCCUGGCAUGAUGACGGGCCAGAUCCUCGGUGGGACGCCCAUCGCCGAUGCUGUGCGGUACCAGCAGAUCAUCAUGUUCAUGAUCGUGGCAAGCUGCUCCAUCGCGACUGUGGUGACGGUGCUCGUGUGCAUCUAUGUCACCUUUGAUCAGAAAUCCCGACUGCUGGUCGACCGCAUCAAGAAGGUGGAGCGCAAGCGAUCAACCAUUGCCCUCUGGCAGGAACGGAUCGAGUCCCUGCUCAAGUCGGCGGUCCGGAGCCGGCACGGCGACACGCACGAACAGCGGCCUCUCCUGGGAUAGUCUGAGAAAUGUACUGGAGACCAGGCUCCGGUCUCGGUCUUGGACCCAGGCCGCCUGUGUUGGCGCUGUGUGUUACUUUUUCCUUUCCACUAUGAUUCUUAUGACCCUGACCGAACAGCUACGAGCAAGGACAUGGGAUCCGCCGUUAUGUGGCGGUGAUAGCCAAAGUAGGCAGCAAACUUCUAUGCAUCACGGUCGCGACAUGGUGCGGACGUGCUAUCCAAUACAGCCUCGACUUUCUGCUGGUGGCCGUCUCUGAUGGUGGAUGAAUUGCUCAAAGUACUUGGCGAACCAGAGUCUCCGUGGGUUGGAUGCAUA